Messenger RNA from Otolemur garnettii (small-eared galago), 1515 nucleotides. It is a transcript of the gene AQP7, whose product is annotated as aquaporin 7. The record is from RefSeq and is a predicted model, not a curated record. Gene Ontology annotation, biological process: water transport; glycerol transmembrane transport. NCBI's taxonomy places the organism in Eukaryota, Metazoa, Chordata, Mammalia, Primates, Galagidae. Gene Ontology annotation, molecular function: glycerol channel activity; water channel activity; urea transmembrane transporter activity. The coding region runs from base 91 to 1476 and encodes 461 amino acids. Gene Ontology annotation, cellular component: plasma membrane; basolateral plasma membrane. The transcript is spliced from 8 exons.
AUCAAGAUCUGCUUUGACUGAGAAGCUCCCAGGGCAGAGGCUGAGAAUCAUAAGACACUUCAGCAGGCAUCUAAAAAUCUGAAAGAGAAAAUGACUCAAGUAGUCACUCACAGGCGGCCCACCCGAAGUUCCAAGAUGGUAUCCAGUUCAGCGGCAAGGAAGAUAAAAAAAGCACUGAGGAAGAAGUGGGUGCGGGAGUUCCUGGCAGAGUUCUUGAGCACGUAUGUCAUGAUGGUGUUUGGCCUCGGUUCUGUGGCCCAUAUGGUUCUAGGAGAUAACAAAUUUGGGACCUUCCUCGGUGUCAACUUGGGUUUUGGCUUUGGCGUCACCAUGGGCGUGUACACGGGAGGCGAUGUCUCUGGGGCCCACAUGAACGCGGCAGUGACCUUUGUCAGCUGUGCACUAGGCCGCAUGUCCUGGAAGAAGUUUCCUGUGUACGUGCUGGGUCAGUUCAUGGGCUCCUUCAUGGCUGCUUUCACCAUCUAUGGCCUUUUCUACACAGCCAUUAUCCACUUCUCGGGAGGACAGCUGACAGUAACUGGUCCCAGAGCCACUGCCAGCAUUUUUGCCACCUACCUUCCUGCUUACAUGACGUUGUGGCGGGGCUUCGUGGAUGAGGUGGUAGUGACGGCGAUACUCCAGCUGUGUCUCUUCGCUAUCGGGGAAAAGAAAAACCCAGAAAUGCAAGGGACACAGGCCCUGGUGAUUGGUUUCCUCGUUACCGUCAUUGGGAUAUCCCUAGGCAUGAACUCUGGAUAUGGUAUCAACCCCUCCCGGGACCUGCCCCCCCGCAUCUUCACCUACUUUGCUGGCUGGGGCAAGGAAGUCUUCAGGGCUAAUGAGAACUGGUGGUGGGUGCCAGUGGUGGCACCAAUUCUGGGUGCCUACAUAGGUGGCAUUAUCUACUUGGUCUUCAUCGGCUCCAAGACCCCACGGGAACCCCAAGGAUCUGAAGACCCUGCAACAUUUGAAGAACAUACAAGUGCAUUGCCCAGCACCACCGUAUAUGAUUCAUAUAUGGCUUCUUCCACCACUUCUGGCUCUGAGACUUCUAGCAACAGACCUUCAGUCGCCCCUCCCUUUGCCCCUGCCUCUGUGGCCGCUACCAACAAACCUACAGGUCCCUCUUCCCUCUCCCCUGCCACUGUGGCCCCUACCAACAGAGUUUCAAUCUCCUCUCCCCACUCCCCUGCCUCUGUGGCCUCUACCAACAGACCUUCAGGCCCCUCUUCUCUCUCCCCUGCCUCUGUGGCCCCUACAAACAGAGUUUCAAUCCCCACUCCCCACUCCUCUGCCUCUAUAGCCCCUACCAACAGAGUUUCAAUCCCCGCUCCCCACUCUUCUGCCUCUGUGGCCCCUACCAACAGAGUUUCAAUCCCCGCUCCCCAAUCCUCUGCCUCUGUAGCCCCUACCAACAGAGCUUCAGUCAAUCCCGCCCUAUCCACACAUGACUCUGGGCACAUAGAGCACUUCUAAGUAGAGAUUAUUUGUGAUCCCAACUCUACCCCAAUAAAG